Molecule: messenger RNA, 4478 nt
Organism: Labrus mixtus (cuckoo wrasse)
Lineage: Eukaryota; Metazoa; Chordata; Actinopteri; Labriformes; Labridae
Gene: tbx4
Product: T-box transcription factor 4
Exons: 9
Coding region: 424-2064 (546 amino acids)
Biological process (GO): positive regulation of DNA-templated transcription; angiogenesis; cell fate specification
Cellular component (GO): nucleus
Molecular function (GO): RNA polymerase II cis-regulatory region sequence-specific DNA binding; DNA-binding transcription factor activity, RNA polymerase II-specific
Source: RefSeq, a predicted model, not a curated record
GUGUGUGUGUGUGUGUGUGUGUGUGUGUGUGUGUGUGUGUGUGUGUGUGUGUGUGUGUGUGUGUGUGUGUGUAUGUGUGUGUGUGUGUGUGUGUGUGUGUGUGUGUGUGUGUGUGUGUGUGUGUCAUUCCAAGAAAACACCAAACCGAGUUCCCCCCUCAGAGCUCAGACUGCGCUCUGCACAGGCGCAGAACGCAGCUCGGUGCCGAAGAAGCUGAAGGGCACUAAGGCAGCGGAACCCACCGACACACCGACACUUUCCCCGCGGACAGCCGCCGCUGCAGACGCCAGAGUCCCGCUAGAAAACAGAGCAUUUGAAACCCUCGUGGAGCUGCUGUGUGGAGGCGACUCCCCGCUGUUUCCAGGCUGAGCUCAGAGCUGCACAGGGAUGGAUUUAAGCAGAUGAUAGCUGAACGCAUGAGAGAUGCUGCAGGAGAAAGGUUCAGCGGUGACGGAUGAAUGUAUGACCGGCGGCGGCGGCGGCAGCGAGGAGACGGAUGUCCUUCCAGACCAGUCACGACCGGGCCUUUCCACAGCUCCCAGCAUCCCCACAUCCAGUGAACCUGAUCAGAACAUCGAGAACAUAAAGGUCGUUCUUCAUGAGAGGGAGCUGUGGAAGAAGUUCCACGAGGCCGGCACAGAGAUGAUCAUCACAAAAGCAGGCAGGAGGAUGUUUCCGAGCUACAAGGUGAAAGUGACCGGGAUGAACCCUAAAACCAAAUACAUCCUGCUUAUAGACGUCGUCCCGGCUGAUGACCAUCGCUACAAGUUCUGUGACAACAAGUGGAUGGUAGCUGGCAAAGCGGAGCCAGCGAUGCCUGGCAGACUCUAUGUGCACCCUGAUUCCCCCGCCACAGGAGCUCACUGGAUGAGGCAGCUGGUGUCGUUUCAGAAGCUCAAGCUAACAAACAAUCACCUGGACCCUUUUGGGCACAUUAUCCUGAACUCUAUGCACAAGUACCAGCCCAGACUACACAUUGUCAAAGCAGAUGAAAACAAUGCCUUCGGAUCCAAGAACACCGCCUACUGUACUCAUGUCUUUAAUGAGACGGCCUUCAUCUCUGUAACGUCUUACCAAAACCACAAGAUCACACAGUUGAAGAUAGAAAACAAUCCAUUCGCCAAAGGAUUCAGAGGAAGUGAAGAAGGAGACCUGCGCAUUUCAAGACUACAGGGGAAAGAAUAUCCAGUGAUUUCAAAGAACAUGGUUCGACAGAGGCUUAUCUCGUCGCAUAGUCACCUAGCAGGGAAGCUCGGUGCAGGAGUUCUUACUGGACACCCUCAAGUCCUGUCUUCCUAUCAGUAUGAGAGCGGGGUUCCUUUGUCCAACACAGACCCCCAAGAUCCAAUCUCAAAUCAUUUUCCUCAGAGCAGAGAUCCCAGCCUUCUGUACCACUGCUUCAAGCAUAGAGAUAACACCAGACAUCUGGAGCUUGGGUGUAAGCGGCCAUACCUGGAUGCAUCAUCUGGGGUCUCAGAGGAGCAUUACUUUCGUUCAGCUCCAUCUUACGAGUCGCCCAUACUGUCUCAUCCGUACUGCACUGAGUCAAUCAACUCUAGAGAAGCUUGUAUGUAUGGUGCUAUGGAAACAGAGUCUGGAUCUGGGGCAGGAGACACAGAUGACCUCACCAACUCUUCAAUUAAUUGCAACAUGUGGGCGACAAUGCAGCCCUACUCUCGCUAUAGCAUGGAGGGUGUCCCAUACCAGCCCUUCGCUGCUCAUUUCACCAACGCUGCCGGAGUCUCACCAGUUGUACCACACCCCUCAUCGUCCAUGGCGUCGCGCCCCCAGUCUGACUUGGGGGUCUACAACUCAGCUACAGCUCAGCGAGGUCUUCCAGUCAUACCUCCAUCACCCUCUUCUUCAUCCUGCCCUCCAGCUGUUCUGGGAUCCAGAGAUAGAUCAGGCCAUUCAGCAUUGUACAACAAGAAGCCAGGGUCGCCGAUUCGUCCUCAUAGAGAUUUCUCAUCCUAUCCGACUCAAGGCACUAUAUCCAUUCGUGAGCCAUCCUAUCAGUACCAAGUGGGGCUAAGCAGCACAGGGACUCAUUGGACUGACAGUUAAUGUGAACCACUCAAGAAAACACUUUUGUCCAUUGUACAAGUCAAAAUUAAUCAAGUUCCCAAAUCCAACUUGGGUCUGCUGAUGACUAGUGAUGACAAUGAACGGACAUGGUCAUUGCUAAUUUUGCACUCCAAAUCCGUCUUCAUCCUCGGGUUCUCACUGACGCUCUAUUACACAGACUUAAUGUGGUGAACAGAGCCUUACCUCUGCCACAGAUAUGCAGAUGUGUAGCACAUGUUCAAGCCUGUUGUGGUUUCCUAUGUUCUCAUAAAUUGUAGGUCAAAAGUGAGAGGGGGCGAAAGGUUCAGCACAAGAAGUGUUAGUGUGACACUAAGUCUAAAAGUAAACAGCAAACAUGUAUCUCAAGAAUGUCAUGCACCUAACCUGAAGAGGGGUGAGGAUUAUGUUUUCAGAAAAUAACAUGGAUAAGGGAAAUCGACAGUUGCUAUGUUGUUAAUCUUGAAGAAAAUGAGAAGCACGGAUGGGUAAAUUAAGAGUACAGGAUUGCUCCUCAGGGAAAACUGAGCACUGAGGGCCCGUGGAUUUUGGCACAGCCUUUAUAGAGUACAUUCAAAGAAUGUGGCUGCUGCUGCUACAUUUUUUUAUGUUAAAGUCAAUGAAAAGUCCUGAACAAUCAGUGUGUUAUUCCACCUCUGAAUAAUGUAUGCCUUCCCUACCCUGUCUAUACGUCUUUAUCAAUCAUCCCCAAUUCCAUUGGUUCCUACUAAAAAUCAAUUAUGGCUCUCUUGCAAAAUAGAGUAAUCACCUUAAACACCUUUCCAUCAAUUUUUUGCAAAAACAUUUAUCAACAGGAGCAAAUUGUGCCUUUGUAGGACAUCUUUUUCAGUUGCUGGUUUUCUGUGGCAUUACUCUUGCAGUCAUUAAAAUGUAUAUAACCAACAAACCCUUUUAAUGGGUAGUGACCAGGCCACAUUAUUGACUCCAUAUCAAACACAGCAAGGAUUCUACAUUACCUUUACCAUGUGAGAAGACUGGCUAAAUCUCCAACAACAGAAUGAUGGCUGUUACCAUAGACUGUGUGAAAGAAGUUGACCUCGCCUCUUAGUUACAAACAUGAUGCCUUUGCAGAAAUGCCUUCGACCUGCAUUCAUGGAAAGGCCAAAUAGUGGGUACUCCACUGGUUUUAGAAAAUACAGUGGUGUAUUCUUUUGGGAUGCAGCAAGCUGUGUUUACCAAGUUGCUAAUACUGAUUUGUAUUAAAUGAUGGACGGCAUAGCCGCACCUCCAAAGUGAAGCCAAAUAUUUGGGGCUCCCUCUGCGGACUGCACACAAGCGCUGCCUCUUCCAUGUUAACAGAUGGGAUAUGGGGCAAACUAGAAAAUCAAAAAUCAAACAUGGUUUCUGACAUUAUGGUAAGCUCUUAUCACUCUUAUAUAUGUCCAUGACAUCAUAAUUGACAGCUCUCUUCAUACAUAGUCAUCUGGAUUAUGGUAAACAUAACAAACAAGAACACAAGAGUCAUUGAACUUUCCAUCCCAAGAAUGUGAGAAUGUGUUCUUCAAACUGACACAAUAAUCUGUUUUGCUGUGGACUGUACUCACCUGAGGGAUCUUUGGUGUUUUAAAAAUAAGCUGUGUGGGUUUUUGUUGGUGGAAGGGGCGGGACAUGAAUUCUAAGUCCUGGCUCCAAAUGACAUCACAAGCACAAUAUGUUGCAACCGGCGUGGGGGUUUUGGCUUCAUUUUGUUCAACAGGCUGAGAAAGGGAUUCUUCGGCCAUAUUUAUGAACAAUCAGAGGUUACUACCAGGGCGACCUUUCAACAGGGAUGGAUGCAGAGCAAUGUUAAUCCAGCCUUUCAUCACUUCUGGUCUCCAAGAAAAAAAAGGCAAUGGUUAAAAUGCCAAACAUUAGUCUUCAAAAAGGAAGUCCAGAAAGCAAUGGGUGAUAUUGCAGAGGCUAAGGCCACUUCUUAAAUCCAGUCUGUUGGAUUUACUCAAAACAAAUGAAAGUGACUGUUCCACUGCAACACAGAAACAUGUUAACCUGUGCAUUGAUAUACUGUUUGUUUUGGCCUUUUUCAUUGAUUUUAUUUGUAAGAUAAUAUACAAUAUCACCAACGUUUGGAUCCGUUCAACCAGAAGGGGGCUGGGUUGAUUUCUGAAAAGUUAUCACAAAUUUGUCAAGUCAAGCUCAAGUCCUUUUUUUUUUUGACAGAUGCCAAAAUGAUAUUUGCCAGAUCUUGAUGUUAAGGGUGAAAGUGCUUUGCAAAGUGAGAUUGAUUAUGUUACAAUAUAACAAGGGUAGAUCGUUGUUCAUACACUGUGAAUCUCAGCAUCACAGUCUUUUCCUAUAGUGUAUAUACAGAGAAAUCAACAAACAACCCAUAGUGAGAGACGCUGUUGUAUUUGUCCAAUCCAAAUACUUUUCAAAGGUCAAUGCUGGUUGUUUGAUAC